AUGCUCGGUGAUAUUGACGAGCCAACCCUGCCAUUUGGUCUGAGUGAUGUUGGCCUAGAUAGGGCUGACGUUAAUGAAAAACACCUGAUGCUGCCACAGAAAAUCAACGAUCACCUACGGACAUAUGCACGGAAGUUACAGGUCAGUUUGUCCAGUUUAUGUCAUUUAGCCUGGGCACAGGUACUUGCUCGAGCUAGCGGACGUGAGGCAGUGGUCUUCGGCACCGUGCUAGUUGGCCGUUUACAGGCAGGAGAAGAGAACAAUAAUAUCAUGGGACCAAUGAUCAAUACGCUUCCACUGCGGGUAGAUAUUAACAAUACGGACAUCGAGACCGCAGUGCGCCAUACUCAUGCUCGGUUGAGUGCGUUGCUUGCACACGAAUACGCACCACUUGUGAUGGCACAACGCAGCAGUGGAGUUCCAACCAGCUUACCAUUGUUUAGUGCAUUGCUGAACUAUUGCCAUAAUCAGAAAGCAAAACAGAUAACUACAUAUCUUCCGGAAGUCACCUUUUUGGGCGGUGCGGAACGAACGAAUUACCCAUUAGUACUGUCGGUUGAAGAUAAUGGUGAUUCACUGGGACUAACGCCUCAAGUGGUUUCACCACAUUCAGCAGCUCGGAUAGGUGCUUAUAUGCAAGAAGCCUUAGUAUCACUAGCCGAUGUGCUAACUCACAAGCCACACCAACCAGUUCGAAUAUUGACAAUAAUGCCAACGGAAGAGCGUACGUUGCUGUUGGACACCUGGAAUCAAACCACGGUCGAUUAUCCAUCUGACCGCUGUUUUCACCAAUUGUUUGAGGUGCAGGUGGAACGCGAUGGAGAGGCAAUCGCCGUGGAGUGUGAAGGAAAGAUUCUAAGCUAUAUGGAACUCAAUGCCCAGGCUAAUCGAUUGGCGCAUUACUUGAUAGCACAAGGAGUUAAGCCAGAUGAUCGCGUCGCACUUUGCGUUCCACGCAGCAAUACAAUGAUCGUAGCAAUGCUGGGCAUUCUGAAAGCCGGUGGCGCCUAUGUACCACUCGAUCCGGCCUAUCCGAGUCAACGACUGACCAAUAUUCUACGGGAUGCUGACCCGAUAUUUUGGUUGGUAGAUGCUACUGGCCAAAAAGUACUCGGAGUACAUCAAGUGCCAGUGAUUGACUUGGACAAACCUUUUCCUGAUAAUUUGUCAAUCGAUAAUCCUGACGUGACUAAGCUUGGAGUCACUUCAACCAAUUUGGCUUAUGUUAUUUAUACAUCUGGAUCAACUGGAACACCGAAGGGUGUAAUGGUCGAACAUCAACCUGCAGUACAAUUGUUCAAAGGUAUUACUGUACUGAGCCUUACGCCUUCUACUCUUAAAAUGCUUAUGUUGGCGAAAAAUGUCACUCUACGAUACGAUCAACUGCGAUUUGUGAUGUUUGGUGGUGAAGCGUCAGAUCCGCUGAUUGUAAGAGAGUGGAAUGAAAAAUUUGAUAAAAAUCAAACAAAGCUAUUCCACGUGUAUGGCCCUACAGAAACAAUAGUUUUUGCAACUGGUUGGAUCUGUGAUACAACUAUUUCUGCAAGCUCCUCGUUACCAAUCGGUCGUCCACUACCCAACAAGAGAAUGUACUUACUGGAUGCAGAUGGCGAGCCAGUUCCACUUGGAGCCGAGGGAGAAUUGUAUAUUGGUGGCACUGGUGUGGCGCGUGGAUACCUAAACCGCCCUGAACUGACUGCGGAGCGUUUUCUACUCGACCCUUUCAGUGAAGAUCCAGCGGCACGCAUGUAUCGUACCGGUGAUCGAGUACGAUAUCUGCCUGAUGGCAAUCUGGUCUUUUUGGGACGGACAGAUCAACAAAUGAAAAUCCGCGGUUUCCGAAUUGAGCCUGGUGAAAUCGAAACCCACCUUGUCGAACAUCCUAAGGUGCAAGAAGCAGUUAUACAAUCAUACGGCAAUGACUCAAAUGCCCGUCUAAUAGCCUAUGUGGUGGCCAACGCAGAUGUAUCGUUAGCCCAAGAUUUGCGCAACUAUAUGUCAGAAUUAGUCCCCGAGUAUAUGGUACCAGCCGCUUAUGUGUGUCUAUCAUCUUUACCGCUCACAAUAAAUGGCAAGGUGGACCGGCGAGCAUUACCGGCUCCGGAUGAAGAUGCGUUUGCUCGUGAGAAGUAUGCAUCUCCGCUGAGUGAAAUGGAAGAAAAACUGGCAAAAAUCUGGCGCGAGCUACUUGGUAUUGAUCGCAUUAGUCGACAUGACAAUUUCUUUGCACUAGGAGGCCAUUCUUUAUUGGUCGUACGGCUUUUAUUAGAGUUGAGGCGGAUUGGACUGGACAUUACCGUAAGAGAAGUGUUUGAUGCUCCCACCCUGGCCGCAUUAGCCUCGAGCCUUGCCCGUUACCAAGCCAUGCAUAUUCCUCUUAAUCUGAUUACUACAGACAGCACUGCCAUCACUCCAGAUAUGUUGCCACUCAUCACACUUUCUCAGGCAGAUAUAGAAUCAAUAAUUGCACAGAUACCUGGUGGAGUAGCUAAUAUUCAAGAUAUUUAUGGAUUGGCGCCUUUGCAGCAUGGUUUGUUAUUCCAUCAUAUACAGUCCGAACGUGGUGACCCAUAUCUGUUGGUAUUCCGUAUGCAAUUCACUGACUGGACGUCGCUUGAACGUUAUGCAGACGCAAUGCAACAGGUAGUUGCACGACACGAUAUCCUGCGCACCGUCUUCAUCUGGGAAGGACUUAGUGAGCCGGCACAGGUUGUCAUGCGCCAUGUUCCUUCGAUACUUUCUGAGGUCUCGCUAAAUUAUAGUGGUAAGGCAGUACUAGAGCAGUUGAGCCACCGCUUCGAUCCACGUCACUACCGUUUAAAUUUGACAAAAGCACCACUAUUGCGUUUGAUGGCUGCGCCAACAUCUGAUGAGAGCUGGGUAGCACUACAAAUGAUACACCACUUAAUAAUUGAUCAUUCAACACUGGAAAGCCUACAGACAGAAGUUAACGCCAUAAUGAUCGGAAAAAUUGGAAUGUUGACAUCGCCCACGUCAUUUCGUCAUUUUGUAGCUCAUGCUCAACUAGGAUUCAGUCCAACCGAGCACACACGUUUCUUUACUGAAAUGCUUGGUGAUAUUGACGAGCCAACCUUGCCGUUCGGUCUGAGCGACGUUGGUCUGGAUGGAACAGAGAUCAACGAGGCAAAUCUGAUGUUGCCACAGACACUCAAUGAUCACCUACGUGUGCAUGCACGGAAGUUACAGGUCAGUCUGGCUAGUGUUUGCCAUUUAGCCUGGGCACAAGUGCUUGCUCGAGCUAGCGAUCGUGAGACGGUAGUCUUUGGUACCGUGCUGCUUGGCCGUUUACAGGGGGGAGAAGAGAACAAUAAUAUCAUUGGGCCGAUGAUUAACACCCUACCAAUACGAAUAGAUAAUGAUGAGAGGAGUGUCGAAAAUGCAGUACGUCAUACCCAUGCUCGGUUGAGUGAAUUGCUGGCACACGAAUACGCACCACUUGUGUUAGCACAACGCUGUAGUGGGUGUCCAGUAGGUUUGCCACUAUUCAGCGCAAUGCUGAACUAUCGCCAUAAUCAGACGAGGAGCCAGGUCACUGCAUCAUUUCCUGGAGUAACUUUCUUUGACGGUGAAGAGCGAACCAAUUACCCAUUAGGUCUGUCGGUUGAAGAUGAUGGCAAUUCGCUGGGACUGACAACACAAGUGAUAUCACCAAUGUCAGCAGCUUUGAUCUGUGCCUAUAUGCAACAAGCUCUGGAAUCAAUAGUCAACACCUUAUCUAACAAGCCACAACUACCAGUUCGAACACUAACUGUGAUGCCAUCGAAAGAGCGUACGUUGCUUCUGCACACUUGGAAUCAAACUACGUUUACCUAUUCACCUGCUUGCUGUCUUCACCAGUUAUUUGAGGCACAUGUGGAACGCGACGAGCAUGCGAUUGCCGUGGAGUGUAAUGGAGAUGAACUAAGCUAUACGGAACUCAACGCCCAAGCCAAUCGACUAGCACAUCAUCUGAUCGCACAAGGCGUCAAUCCUGAUGACCGUAUAGCACUUUGUGUUGAUCGUAAUAUAACAAUGCUCAUAGCAAUGCUGGGUAUCCUUAAAGCCGGUGGCGCCUAUGUUCCUCUCGACCCUGCCUACUCAUGUCAACGGCUGACCGAUAUCCUAAACGACGCUAAACCUAUUUUACUAUUGGCAGAUGCCACUGGCCGGAAAGCACUUGGAGACCAUCAAGUACCAGGAGUUGACUUAGACAAAUCGUUGCCUGACGAUCUGCGAUUUGAAAAUCCGGACACAAUCAAGCUGGGACUCACUCCAACCCAUCUGGCCUAUGUCAUUUACACUUCUGGCUCAACCGGAACUCCGAAAGGAGUAAUGGUUGAACAUCAGCAAAUCGUACGACUAUUCGAGGUUACACGUGAAAAGUUUGAUUUUAAUAAAGAUGACAAAUGGUGUUUGUUCCAUUCAUUCUCUUUUGAUGUUUCCGUGUGGGAAAUGUGGGGCGCAUUGUCGAAUGGAAGCCAACUGUCAAUUGUAUCCGCUCGUUCAACGGACGAAUUCCAUGAUUGGAUCUGUACUAGUGGAAUCACUGUACUGAAUCAAACUCCCUCCGCAUUCAAAUCACUUAUGUGGGCAAAAAAUACUAUACCGAGCUUCGAUCGAUUGCGAUACCUUAUAUUCGCCGGGGAAGUAUUUGAUCCAUUGAUUGCAAAGGAAUGGUGGGAGAAAUAUGAUAAAAAUGGAACGGUAUUGGUCAACAUGUAUGGUAUCACCGAAAUAACAGUUCAUGCUACCUACCAAAGAAUCGAAGCUUUAAAAAAUGCUUACUCGAUUGGACGACCACUCGCAGAUCUUUGUGUAUAUUUGCUUGACUCAUAUGGCGAACCAGUGCCACUAGGAGCUGAAGGAGAAAUGUAUAUUGGUGGGGGUGGCGUAGCGAGAGGCUACCUUAAUCGUCCUGAACUAACCGCCGAACGUUUCCUAUCCGACCCAUUCAGCGACAAUCCAGCAGCACGCAUGUACCGUACCGGUGAUCGAGCACGUUAUUUGUCUAAUGGUAAUUUGGUCUAUCUGGGACGCACCGAUCAGCAAGUAAAAAUCCGCGGUUUCCGAAUUGAGCUCGGCGAAAUCGAAGCCCACCUCGUGGAACAUCCUCAGGUGCAUGAGUCGAUUGUACAGUUCGAUGGCAAUGGAUCAGACGCUCGACUGGUAGCUUAUGUAGUGGCUGAUGUGGAUACAUCUUUGUCCCAAAAUCUACGCAAUUAUCUAUCAACUUUACUGCCUGAUUAUAUGGUACCAUCAGCUUAUGUGUGUCUACCGUCCAUGCCACUCACCCCAAAUGGCAAACUAGAUCGACGAGCGUUACCGCCUCCGGAUGAUGAGGCCUUUGCUCGACAACAGUAUGAAGCCCCACAGGGCGUGAUGGAAGAAACACUUGCCGAUAUCUGGCGUGAAUUGCUGAUUAUUGAGCGUAUUAGUCGACAUGACAAUUUCUUUGCGUUGGGAGGCCAUUCUUUGUUGGUCGUACGAUUGUUGGCACGGUUAAGACAAAUAGGAUUGGAUUCCACCGUAAGGGAAGUAUUUGAUGCUCCCACUCUAGCUAUAUUGGCCUCGACUCUCAUCUGUUACAAGGUAGUGGCUAUUCCGCCCAAUCUGAUUACCACAGACAGUACAGAGAUCACUCCAGAAAUGUUACCUCUUAUCACUCUGUCUCAGACGGAGAUUGACGCCAUUAUUGAGCAGGUACCUGGAGGAGUAGCUAACAUUCAAGAUAUUUAUGGAUUGGCAUCCUUACAGCAUGGCAUGUUGUUCCAUCACAUAAUGGCCGAAGAGGACGAUCCAUAUUUGCUAAUAAAUCGACUGAGUUUCAUUGACCGCACAACACUAAAACUUUAUGCAGACGCUCUGCAACAAGUGAUUAAAAGACAUGAUAUCCUGCGCACUGUCAUCAUCUGGGAAGGCCUUAGUGAACCGGUACAGGUGGUUUUGCGUCAGGUUCCUUCAUUACUCACCGAGAUAACAUUGGAUGGCGCUGGUGAGCCGGUGCUGGAACAAUUGAGCCACCAAUUUUAUCUGCGAUGCUACCGGUUAGACUUGACAAAGGCACCACUGUUACGUCUUUUUGCUGUACCAACAUCUGAGGGAAAUUGGGUUGCAUUUCAACUCACGCAUCACUCGAUUAUUGACCAUUCAACUCUGGAGAGAAUGGAAGCAGAAGUGCACGUCAUCAUGAAUGGAAAGAUUGAAGAGUUGUUAACGCCUACACCAUUCCGUCAUUUUGUGGCCCAGACUCGACUAGGAGCUAGUCAAGAUGAGCAUAAGCGAUUCUUCACCAAAAUGCUCGGUGAUAUUGACGAGCCAACCUUGCCGUUUGGUCUGAGUGGCGUUGGCCUAGAUGGAACUGCAAUAAACGAAGCACAUCUAAUGUUGCCACAGACGCUAAACAAUCAAGUGCGAGAGUUCGCACGGAAAUUACGGGUCAGUUUAUCCAGCUUAUGUCAUUUAGCGUGGGCACAGGUACUUGCUCAAACUAGCGGACGUGAGGCGGUCGUCUUCGGUACCGUGUUACUCGGCCGUUUACAGGCAGGAGAGAGGAACGACAGGACGAUGGGGAUGAUGAUUAACACACUACCACUGCGGUUGGAUAUUGAUGAGACGAGUGUCGGGAUCGCGGUGCGACAUACUCAUACUCGGUUGAGUGCAUUGUUGGCUCACGAACACGCACCACUUGUGUUGGCACAACGCUGCAGCGGAGUACCAGCUGGUUUGCCACUAUUCAGUGCAUUGCUGAACUAUCGUCAUAACCAAAGGACCGAACACAAUACUUCAUAUCCUGGAGUCAGCUUAUUAGGCGGUGCAACGCCAGCUGCUUACCCCUUGACAAUGUCGUUCGAUGACAACGAUGAAGAAUUGUGCCUAUCAGUCCAUGUAUUGUCGCCGGUAUCGGCAAUUCGGAUUUGUGCCUAUAUGCAACAAGCUCUCGAAUCACUGACCGACGCGCUUACUCACAAACCAUAA
Messenger RNA from Sitodiplosis mosellana (orange wheat blossom midge), 6975 nucleotides. RefSeq lists its product as uncharacterized. The record is from RefSeq and is a predicted model, not a curated record. The transcript is spliced from 3 exons. Gene Ontology annotation, biological process: secondary metabolite biosynthetic process; amino acid activation for nonribosomal peptide biosynthetic process. Gene Ontology annotation, cellular component: cytoplasm. NCBI's taxonomy places the organism in Eukaryota, Metazoa, Arthropoda, Insecta, Diptera, Cecidomyiidae. The coding region runs from base 1 to 6975 and encodes 2324 amino acids. Gene Ontology annotation, molecular function: phosphopantetheine binding; catalytic activity.